UUCUACUCUUUUCUUGUGCUUGAGCGGUCAUAUUCAUUUAGCAUAAGCAUCUUUGAAGUUCUUCACACUUUCCUGUAGUCUUCUUGAAAGUUCAUCACCAACGUCUUAAAUUUGGCUCUAAUCACUGCAACUUAUCAUCCAUCACAUACCAUUCCUAAAAUGGAAUUCAUUUCUAGUGCUGAGAAUUCUGUUUUAGAAGAUUGUUCAUCUUAUGACAAAGCUAAGGAAGUGAAGGAGUUUGAUGAGACCAAAGCUGGAGUUAAAGGACUAGUUGACUCCGGUGUUAUCAAGAUUCCUAGAUUUUUCGUCCAUUCCCAAGAAAACCUCCCAAAAUCAUCGGAUACCUGUAAUUUUUGUCUCCAAAUUCCACUGAUAGAUCUUCAAGGCUUUGAAGGGUGUCGACGAACCGAGAUAGUAAAUAAAAUUCGUGAAGCAUCAGAAACAUGGGGUUUCUUUCAAGUGAUUAACCACACAGUUCCAGUCAGUGUUAUGGAAGAGAUGAUAGAAGGGGUGAGAGGAUUCCAUGAGCAACCCAAAGAGGUGAAGAUGGAGAUGUACUCUCGUGACACCAAGAAUCUUGUAAGAUACUUUUGCAAUGGAGAUCUACUAGUGACAAAAGCGGCAGCCAAUUGGCGGGAUUCAAUAGCAUUUGAUUUCCUGGAUGGUCAACUGGAACCUCAACUCUUUCCUGAAAUAUGCAGAAAAGCAGUGAGUGAGUACAUAAAACAUAUGAUCAAACUGAGAACAAUACUAGCAGCUCUAAUAUCAGAGGCUUUGGGGCUAUCAAGUGACCACCUUGCAAGCAUGGAAUGCAUGGAAACGGAAUCCUUGGUGUGUCACUACUACCCGUCUUGUCCUGAGCCAGAUUUGACACUUGGUACCGCCAAGCAUACGGACCCAUCAUUUCUCACUAUUCUUUUGCAAGACAAUAUCGGUGGCCUCCAGGUUCUACAUCAAAAUCACUGGAUUGAUGUGCCCUUUGUACAGGGAACUUUAGUCAUCAACAUAGGUGAUUUGAUUCAGCUUAUCACCAAUGACAAAUUUAGAAGCGUGGAACAUAGGGUACUGGCGGGAAGAGUUGGACCCAGAAUAUCAGUUGCUUGCCUUUUCUAUCCAAGUAGGAUGAAUAAAUUUAAACCCUAUGAACCAAUAAGAGAGCUUCUAUCUCAGUCUGACCAUCCCCCGAUUUACAGAGGAACUCCUUUUGCUGAAUUUGUGGCCCAUUUCAGGUCCAAAGGUCUAGACGGUAACUCAACCCUUGCUCAUUUUAAAUUAGAGUGACCCUGUGCGAUGCCAACAAUUACAUAAUUAGAUCUAUGGUUGACAUAAAUUAGCCAAUCAUGAUAAUACUAUAUUAACUGUUGUACUUUGUUUCACUUUAUGUAAUUUUUACUUUUUAACCAUCGUAGCUUAUGAAUGUAAAUCCUCAAUAACCAUAAAGACCUGAAAUA
Messenger RNA from Pistacia vera, 1451 nucleotides. Its product is annotated as 1-aminocyclopropane-1-carboxylate oxidase homolog 1-like. The transcript has 3 exons. Lineage: Eukaryota; Viridiplantae; Streptophyta; Magnoliopsida; Sapindales; Anacardiaceae. The coding region runs from base 160 to 1281 and encodes 373 amino acids. The record is from RefSeq and is a predicted model, not a curated record.